Messenger RNA from Chrysoperla carnea, 1548 nucleotides. RefSeq names its product sushi, von Willebrand factor type A, EGF and pentraxin domain-containing protein 1-like. The record is from RefSeq and is a predicted model, not a curated record. Lineage: Eukaryota; Metazoa; Arthropoda; Insecta; Neuroptera; Chrysopidae. Bases 1 to 1548 code for a protein of 515 amino acids. The transcript has 11 exons.
AUGAAUGAUUUGAUGUUUCCAAGUAUCCAGUGUCCAAUUAUACAAGCGCCAGAAAACGGAUACUUUGUCAAACAAUCAGAUUGUAAUAACAUUGUGCAUAACGCUUGUAAUGUUCGAUGUAAGAUUGGAUAUACUUUAGACGGACCCAAAACACGAAUAUGUCAAAUAAAUGGUACCUGGUCAGGACCAAAACAAUUAUGCAAAGUGAAAGCAUGUUCAUUACUGAAAUCUCCUGAAAAUGGUAGAAUCACUUGUAUCGAUGAAGAGAAUAGAAUUGUUGAUCUGUCAAAAAUAACCGAUAAUGUUUUGCCGAUUGAUACAAUUUGCAGAAUUCAAUGUGACGAAGGUUUUUUUCCUGUUGGUCCAAAAGUAAGAAAUUGUCUUCCAAAUUUAAAAUGGAGUGGGUCAGAUACAUAUUGUAAGCACAUAACACCUCCAAAUAUAAAAUGCCCAAAAGAUGUAAAUGGAGUUACAUUACCCGGGAAAAAAUAUGGGUUUGUUCAUUGGAAUACCGAGACAGAUAUUACAGAUAAUUCAAAUUUAAAUAUUAUAUUUUGGACAAAACCAGUGAUUAAUGAUAUUGAAACUUUUAAAUUUAAAAUUGGAAAGACUGUCAUUACAUAUCUUGCAAUGGAUGCGUUUAAAAAUAAAGCAACUUGCAAUUUUACUGUUGAAAUUAAAGAUAUCGAGCCACCAGUUAUAGAAAACUGUAUAGAUCCUGUACCGUUUCUUGUUGAUAACGAUAAAAUAGAUAUUAUUUGGGAGGAACCAAAAAUUUACGAUAAUUCUCAACAAAUAGUUAAGGUUGAAAAAAAUUUUACCGGACAGUUUUCUUUUGGAGUGACCCCUGUGAAAUAUGUUGCAACUGAUUUGGCAAACAACACAAACGAAUGUGUAUUAAAUAUAACAGUGGAUAAAUCAACGUGUGAACCAAUUUCCGAUCCAGUUUAUGGGAAGAGCAUUUGCGAUAAUGUUCCAGAUGGUGUCCAAUGUGUAAUUACUUGUGAAGAGGGUUAUGCGUAUAAUAUUAUUGAUGAUGACGAUAUCAAUGUUAAAUCGAAUAGUAAUAACGAUUCCGCAAUUAUUUUAUGUAAUAACACAAAUCCAAUUUGGUACUUAAAUGAAAUACCAGAUUGUUCAGUUACGGAAAUUCCUAACGAAAUACUCCAGCGUGGAACAUUGGAUUUCGAUAUCGACGAGGAUUCGAAUGAUAACUAUGCUCAUGAACUUCCAACAAAUUUAACAAUUUUGCGGCGCAAACGGGAUAGCCAGAAUAUGAAUAAACGUCGAUCUCGUAUUCAAAUACAGUUUGUAAUUAACGGUAAAAUUAAAACCAAGAGUACGUCGAAAGUUAAACAUAUAACAUUCAAUAAAUUCAAUAAAAUACAAGAACGUUUAAGUGAUGUAGAAAUUUUCAUGAAAAAUAAUCAAACGCUAUCGAAUUCAUUGUUAAAUCAAACUAAAUAUUAUAUUGAUUUGAAAUUGGAUCGAGUUUUUGCAAUAUGUAAUAAUGGUUCUGUUAGUAGAAGAAAUAAAUGUGAUUUAUAA